CCGUCCGUCGGCUAACCCGUCGCUCGCGCGUUGGCGGCAAAAUAAUCGCGUCCGACCCCUCUGUCGUUGUCGUCGUAGUCGUCGGUGUGUGUGUGUGGUGUCAAGCGGCGGUCAAAUCGUCGUCGUACUUUUUUUUAUGUGUUUCACAUUUUUUAAUAUCGUCCCAAAACGUUCUUUACUACAUUAUAUAAUAACAUAACACAAUAAUUUAAUCGUUUAUUAUAUGCACACCUCCCACGUGAUGUGCUGUUACGACCGUUAUAUUAUGGAUUAUCGCCGGUAAAUCGUUGGUUGGGCUUACAAACCAAACACAUAGCCCAUAAUAUAUAUUUUGUUUAUACGUCUUUCGAAUGGUAGUCAUACUUAUUGUGCCUGUGCCUACAUCGCCCGAUAAUGGGGCUGGGAGGUACGGCAGAGUUGUCGACCCGGCCAAGAGCCCCGGUGACAGGUCCACCUCGACCACGUCCAUAUCGUUCGUGUCGUCUGAUAACUCGUCGUAUUGUUUUUCGCAGGUCGAUCCGGACAAUCUGAUUGCUACCACCAAAGAAGAAGAGUGGGUGACUAAGAAAAAAGUUGAAUUGACUACCAAAAAACAAAUCGAAACUAGAGUUAAAAGACAAGUUGUGCUGGAAGACGGUAAAAUCGUCGAGGACUCUGGGCCAAUCGUGACGACCAACACGACCGAAGAUACCGAAAAACAGGAACAUCAACAAACCGAGCAUCGUCAAUUGGGUGACGAGGGUGACGGAGAAAACACCAAAGAAGUGGUCGUGAGAAUAUCGUCAUUGGAAGGGAACCCAUCGUUGUUGAAAGAAGUUCGAGAAAAGAAAAUUAAGAGUCGAGAAGAAAAAGAAGAGCUUGUAGAAACAGAGGAUGUGGUCCACCUAGGAAAUAUUAGCGAUAAGGCCUACCAAGAAGCAAUACAGAGCAAACGAGACAUCCGAGAAGCUCUUGAAGAAGCAAAUCACAAGUUGGUUCAUGUAAACAGUACUGGACCCAGGGUAGUGCAUCAGAGUACCAAAAAUAAAAAAGUGACAGACACAGAAGAUACUAGGCACACGAGAGAAGUUCAAAAAGACGGUAAAAUCGUUACAGAAACAUCAAAAACCACCGAGCAUGAAGAGGUAAACGGGGUCGAUGAACCAGACAGUGUUCCGUUACCACCUUCAGCACUACAAGAGUCGUUGCGCGAAAGUUCACAUCGAUACGCCAAGACCAAGGAUCAGGAGUUAGUUGAGUAUCUAGCAGAUGGUGAGAAAAUUGGAGAGCAAAUGCGUUACGAAGCGACCAACGAAGAAGGAGAUCGACUUGGUGACAUCAAUCAACUGCAGAUGAUGACAAAUGCGGGAGAGUUGGUAGGCUGGGAGAGCUUAUCGGAAAGAAUACGCAAGAUGCGUGAUAGACAACAGCAUCCGGUUGCCGGAAAAACUCUCGCGGACUUCGAUGAAGAAGAACGUACUAGAAAAGUGGAAACAGCUAAAUGGCUAGAACAUCAUUUUGGUAGCGAAUCGACCAGGUCGUCUACUGGAAACUUAUCAGAAGAAGAAGAAGAGGAUGAUCGAGGUCAUCAAAAGACUACUUCCAAUAGUUUCAUAAACGUGACUAUGAAAUCAACAGAAACUCCAGCCAAUGGAUACUUCAAAGGAGUGUCCGAAUGGAAAAAUAACGACUCAGCCCCUAUCAGACCCCCGAUCAGAAGAAAAAGAGAACAAAAAACUGAAAUUAUUAAAAACACUGUUAAUGAAUUAGAGUCAUCUCCAUUAUUCAAUUCAGUCCAACAAAGGGUCCAAGGAUACGAAAUGACAAAAGAUAAAUUGUCUGGACGGAACGCGAUAAAUGGUUUUAACCAAUCGCUUCACAACGGAUAUGUUCAGACUGUAGCUACCGACAGACGUCACGACGCAACCGAUUCGCCGGCGCCGUCAGACUCGUACCGGUCGUGGGACCACCGCCGGCGGCGAUCGGCGGACGGCCACCGCAAUAACAAACCGACGGCCGCAGUGGCGCCUGAACCAAAACCAGACUAUUCUCCGGAACCCGAACGGCGGGCCAGCAACGGUUCGUCGACUGCGGGCGGGCGUUCGAAAAAGGUGUACCAAAAGACGAGGUUUGCGGCGGACGCGCGACCGGCGCCCGACAACGGAGGCAACGGCAAACAGGAGCGGAAGAAAUCGUUUGGCGAGUCGUUCCGGCGGCUGGUGGGCAAGUUCACGGGCGGGCACGGCAAUAAGUCGGACGCUGAUCGGAAGAAAAACCGGAAGAAACCGGAAUCGGCCGAGCGACGACACGCCGACAGCGGCGACGACGGCGACUACGGUUACGGCGGCGGCGACGGCGAGAACACCUACAGGAGUUACGACGGCGGCGUCAGGCCAGCCGCCGACCGUCAUCAGCGGUUGUUUGGCAGCACGCAGACGUUGGACAGACACCGAGCUGGACGGACGGCUGACAACAACCGUAACAAGGCGCGAGACGACGACUACGGCGAAGACGAAGACGACAACGACGACGACAUUCAUCGGUACAACGAUCACCGUGGUCAGGACGCCAGAGGGCAAUCGCCGGUGAUGAACGGCGGCGGCAGGACCGGCAACGGCGUGCACAGAUACUAUUUGGGCGAAGACCCGUUCGGUGGCAGCAUUUACGGCCGUGAAAGAGAAUACGACGGCGGCAAACGCAGACCGCACAAGAAGAACGGCACUUACGACUCACCGCAACACCAUCACCACACUCAUUACGUCCAGAGGACCAUUCCAGUGAACACGACCAGUACUACAUUGGGUCGGUUUAGUAAAUCUACAGGACGUCUGUUAGCUGACGACAACAACAGUAACGUGUCGGAUAGAGCACAAACGCUGCCGAGAAAACUCCGAACGGAAAGCAAAAUAAAAAAGCAGGUGCACGCGUCCCGGGAGAACGAUUACGGCGGCGUUACGAACCGGUCGGCCGCCAACUCCGGAAGCAUGAUCAACGUGUCGUUCGCCAACGGGCCGACGAAACCGCAGCGGACGUUCUCGAAACCGUCGUUACUCAGGAGCCAGAGCUUCAACGUGCAGCCGGACCCUGGACACCAGACGCGCCGGUCGGUGAGCACUUUGCACCGGCUGGAAGAGUCUCCGCCGCCGCUAAAGAGCCCGAACAUCGUGAGCAUGUUGAGCAGGAGCACCAAGGACUUGUCGGUGGGCGCCGACGACGGGUACAGAUCGCUGUCCGGCAGCUGGGCCAGCCCGGGAGAGUUGAGCAAUGGCGGCGGCGGCGGCACUGGCACUGCGUACCGGCGGGACGAUCCGAAGAAGAAGAUCUUCAUGAAAGGCCUGCUGGACCACGCGCCCGAGCUGUACAAGACGCUCAGCCACCAGGAGGACGCGACCACCGCCGGCCGACGGUAUUCUCCCGUCAAAAUGGACAGGCCGUAUUCGAGCAGCGGUCACUCGUCGUCGCCGACCAUCAGACACGGAAGCGGCGAGGUGACCAACCGGAGCGUGACGCGUCGUGGCAGCAAGGAUGAUUACACCGAAACGGUGCGGAUCACGUCCAAGUCGGACGACCCGUACCGUCCAAGCGUCACCAACACGGUACAGAACUUCACCAAGAAAAAGGUGCCCAGGGACGGCCGAGUGGAGACCAUCGAGUCGACCGAGACCAAGACCGUGACCAAGAGCCGGUACAACGGCGGCGACGCUAUCAACGGAUACAACGGCAUUGGCGGCGGCGGUGGCGGAGUGGUGAUCGAGGUCAGGAACGGCAGGAACUGAUGUGAUAACCAUGCAGUGAAACCUCUAAAUACCGGUUACUAUCGGUCGCUGACAUUUUGAGUUGUCCGCUAUUCAGAGGGUUCAGUUUGAAAAAAC
Messenger RNA from Myzus persicae (green peach aphid), 3851 nucleotides. RefSeq lists its product as uncharacterized. Lineage: Eukaryota; Metazoa; Arthropoda; Insecta; Hemiptera; Aphididae. Bases 351 to 3755 code for a protein of 1134 amino acids. The record is from RefSeq and is a predicted model, not a curated record. The transcript has 9 exons.